AUGCUUCAGCUCACCGGACCAAGCAGUUGCAUAUCAUCUCCUCGAAAAAUAUUCUACGAUCUGUUUCGUGUCCUUGAAGCCAGCCGAGCAUUGCUGUAUAAUGAAGAAACAAUCCUCUCUCAGGAAUGCUGGCUCCGAUUUCAGAAAACUUUGUCGAGUGAAAAAUCUCAAUGGGACCCAAUGGAAGAGAUCAUAACUCUCAUGAUUCACACGUCAUGCUUCAGCCUCAGAGCCAACGACCUAGUUGAGAAGAUUCCUGAACCAGAACGCUUUACCAAUCCAUCGGUCGCUCUGCUCGCAGCUGAGGGACUCGUGGUUCAAGAUCAAAUUUACAACUGGCACUCAAAGACUUUACUUCAGCUGUUAAAGGAUGAUCCCGAUGAUUAUUUGAACUUAGCGUUGCUGUACUAUCACGCGCUUCUCAUCUUCCUCUCCGGCAACUUCGAUUAUUUCUCCUACUGGGACCAUAUCCCAGCCCCGAUUAUCGACCACUUGGAAGCGAUCCUAGACCGUUCAGAUGAUUUGUUACUUCAUUCCAAAAUUCCGGGCGUGAUGCUAUUUUUCCCAGUGACCGUUGCAGGAUCUCGAGUCCGAUUCGACAAUCAAAAGUCCAGAGUUCUGGAUCUGCUUGAUCGGGUAUUCUGUAAAGGAUUCGUGGUUGCGAACCGGGUACGAGAUGGUUUGCUUGUACGAUGGGCUGAGAGGGAUCGAAGAGAAAGAGAAUUCUGUUCUAUGGGAUAA
This is a messenger RNA of Penicillium maclennaniae, 741 nucleotides long. RefSeq lists its product as uncharacterized. The record is from RefSeq and is a predicted model, not a curated record. Bases 1 to 741 code for a protein of 246 amino acids. The transcript has 3 exons. Lineage: Eukaryota; Fungi; Ascomycota; Eurotiomycetes; Eurotiales; Aspergillaceae.